UGCUGUCCACGCAGUUUUAGGCUUCAAAACAGUUCCAAAUAUCACAAGUCUGCUCUUGCCAAGAAAUGGGCACUUUUGUAAUAAAAAAUCGUGUGUCUACUGCCCAUCAAAUUUUGAUACUCGGGACUGCGCGAGACGGAGUUUAUUUUUGCAAUGAAUCGCGAAGAUGGAAACUGGCGCAUUCGAAGUUUAUGUUUCCAGUGCGAAACGAGUCAGUUGCAUUUCUCACACUCAAAGACUCCCAACUUGCAAAUUGAGGUCUAAGUUUAUUUCUCUUUUUAUUUCUGACUCUCCCAGGAACAGUCAACUCGUCCUUGUUUAGGGUUGCUACUUUUGUGUGUGUGUGGUGUAUAUAUUAAAAAAAAUCCACGUAGUCUCUCGAUUCACCCAAGCUGGGCUGUUUUGCAGCUUUUCUGCUUCAGUGCAUCUCCUCUCCCCCCCCUCCCUCCCCCAAAACACACCAAACCCAAAACCUUACAACAGCGACGUUCCCCUAAUUAAAAAGCAGCCAAUCGGAACCGCCGGAAGGAAGCGGCGCGGCCGAGUCUCUCGGUCGGAAGGUGUCAAUCACCCAGCGGGUAGCCAAUCCGCGGGAGCCUCUGGCUGAACUUCCUCCUUUUUUUGCUGUGGUGUGCAGGGAGAGCGCGGCGAGGUAAACACUGGCUAUGUGAGCGGGGAGCUGUCAAAGAGCAGCUUUCCCAAGUCCCACCAGCAUCCCAUACAUAACAACAAACUCUCAGCAACAACAACAACAACAACAAAACUGAGCAAAAAAAAAACAAGAGGAACUUUACACAAAAACAACUCACUUUAUUUAUAUUUAUCUCUGGCAAUCAGACAACAACUACAAAAAAAAACAGACGGGGAGAAAGAGAGAGAGAGGGAAAAAGCCAUGGCGACAGCGACGUCCAAUCCCUACAUGCCGAGCAAUAGUAUUCUGUCGUCCAACUCUAUCGUGCACAGCGACUCAGGCGGCAUGCAGCAGGCGACCACGUACCGAGAUCCCUCGAAAAUGGUGCAAAGCGACUUCAUGCAGGGGGCCAUCGCCAGCAACGGCCACAUGCUCAGCCAUGCCCACCAGUGGGUGACGGCGCUGCCGCACACCGAUGCCGGCUCGCCUUGGUCCUCGGCCAUGGCAGGCAGCCCCUUGGGUCAGCAGCAGCAGCAGCAACCGCCGCCGCAGCAGCAGCAGCAGCAGGACGUGAAGCCGUCGGUGCAGGUGGUGGGCCGGGACGAGCUGCACACGGGAGCCGCUCCCCUCCAUCACCACCGCCCGCCCCACCUGCCGCCUCACCAGCCGUCUCACGGCGGCCACCCGACCGCCUGGGGGGCGACCACCACGGCUCACCUGUCGUCCAUGGGCUCGUCCGUGCAGCCGCUCAUCUACUCGCAGCCCGGCUUCACCGUCAACGGCAUGCUGAGCCAGGCAGGAGGGCAGAGCUUGCACCCGGGGCUGAGGGACACGCCGGAGCUGGUGGACCACGGGCAGCAGCACCACAGCCACGAACACUCGGACGAGGACACGCCGACCUCAGACGACCUGGAGCAAUUCGCCAAGCAGUUCAAGCAGAGGCGGAUCAAGCUGGGCUUCACCCAAGCCGACGUGGGCUUGGCGUUGGGCACCCUCUACGGCAACGUCUUCUCCCAGACCACCAUCUGCCGGUUCGAAGCGCUGCAGCUGAGCUUCAAAAACAUGUGCAAGCUCAAACCCCUGCUAAACAAGUGGCUGGAGGAGGCCGACUCGUCGACCGGCAGCCCGACCAGCAUCGACAAGAUCGCCGCUCAGGGCAGGAAGCGAAAGAAGCGCACUUCCAUCGAGGUGAGCGUCAAAGGAGCUCUGGAGAGCCACUUCUUGAAGUGUCCCAAGCCCUCGGCACAGGAGAUCGCAAGCCUGGCUGACAGCCUGCAGCUGGAGAAAGAGGUGGUCCGGGUUUGGUUCUGCAAUCGGAGGCAGAAAGAGAAACGCAUGACGCCGCCGGGAGGAGUGCAGCAGACGGACGAUGUAUACUCACAGGUCGGCAAUGUGAACGCCGACACACCGCCCUCUCAUCAUGGACUACAAACCGCCGUGCAGUGAAAGCAAAACACGAAGCAUAGGCUGUUUAGAUCGGAUUUUUUUUAAAAAAAAAUUGAAAAAAAACAACAAAAAUAAGGACAAAACGAAAUCAACAAGUCCAGGACUAUCGCAUUGAUAGCAGGUUUUCUACUGUGAUUGUGAGGCUGGCGAUUGCAUAGAAUGAGUGCACCAAAACUGCAGAUGUCUUUUCAUUAAAAAAAAACAAAUAAAUCUGAACACCUCCCCCCCCUCCCCCCUUCCUGGUUUGUGGUGAUCGACGGGUGGACCCCAGAUACUUCCAGAUAAGUGUGUCUACAUUUAGUCUGCUGUUUCAGAAAGACUGGUUUUUGAAAUAAUUUCAGAUUUGGUCCAGCGAGCUCGGAUCGGCCGUGGGCGCUGGACUGUGCCUGGUGUACUUCCAGAGGCUGGUUUUUCUUGGCUAUAUCAGGUGCAUAGACAACGACACUGAGGUAGAAAAUCAUUCAUUCUGUUAGUUGAAGUACAGAAGACUGUCCCUUAUGUAAAACACUGUAAUCUGCAGGAGAAAGGGAGCUAAUCCGUACUGACUAUCAAAUAAGAAAGACCGGUAAAAGGGGGUCUUAAAAACGUGAAACUUCAGAGCAACGUUUAAACCUGCAAGGCAGGGGAAAUUUCAAGAGAAAACAAUUCGAUGGGUUGAUCCAAAAAUAAUGACAGAUGGAACUUUCUGCAACGAGGCUUGUUGGAAAAGACAAGACAAAAGAAAGACUAGGGGAUUUGGGCGAGAAAUUGUCCCAGAUGUGGCUUUGAUGAUUGGUUCAUUAUGUUGUCUUCGACCUCAUUCUUCCUACCCGCCCCCAAAAAAAACCUUAGCCCGAAUGUUUUCUAAUUUCAUCUCCAGCCCACUGGAGUAGAAGCAUUUUUUAAGAAAAAAAAGAAAAAAAAACUCCACCAUCUGCAGCUGCACUUAUUGAACUUAUCCUCUUCUUAAAAAAAACCAUUGCCAAGUUGAAUGAAUGGGUGCUGUGGAUGCGACUGUAUAAAACUGCCAUUUCCAAGCAGUGUUCUUGGUAGGUUUCAAUAUAGACUUUUCAAAGACGCAAUAUAGAGUCCGUAGAUCAGUUACUGAUCUAAAAAUAUUUACUUUAUAUUUUCAUCAGAAUUGACUUCUUUUAAUAUUUUAUUCAGAAUACCUAUGAACUGCUGCAAAACGG
Molecule: messenger RNA, 3249 nt
Organism: Chiloscyllium plagiosum (whitespotted bambooshark)
Lineage: Eukaryota; Metazoa; Chordata; Chondrichthyes; Orectolobiformes; Hemiscylliidae
Product: POU domain, class 3, transcription factor 4-like
Biological process (GO): regulation of transcription by RNA polymerase II; brain development
Cellular component (GO): nucleus
Molecular function (GO): RNA polymerase II cis-regulatory region sequence-specific DNA binding; DNA-binding transcription factor activity, RNA polymerase II-specific
Source: RefSeq, a predicted model, not a curated record